ACGCCGCCACAUCGGCACCCAAAUCCGCCGCCGCGUCCCAGUCACGCGAAUUGCCCCCACCGGUUCUUGUAAAUACGGACAAACCCAACUGCAUUUGGCGUUUUUCUCGCACGAUACGCGGAAAAUCCGGUUCGACCUUCUCCUUCAUCCCGGUAACGUAAAUACAUGCAGAGAAAUCGUUCGUUGAGGAUUAGCACACGAGGAAAAUCCAUCUUGUGCAGCUCAAUCACAGUCAGCAAGGGAUUAAGACCCGACUCGAUUAGAUUUCGGGUUUCUUCUGUUUACCUGCCACUUGUCAGUCGAAUUCGCGGGAUGGCGUGGUGUAUAUAAAGGAGACGAUGCGAGUUCCGAAGCUUUCGGUUACGUUUUGCCUUUCGGUCUUCUCUCGUUCUCACCACUUUUCUCGAAACCUCCGCUUGAAUUCGCAGAGCUAUUUCGCUGGAAGAGACGAACCAGUUCUUUCUAUAGGUUGUAAUAAGUUUCAUACACAUUUUGCAAUGGCUGGUGUGGGCCUGGAAGACAAGAAGAAACCACCUGAGAGAGAAAGUUCUGCUGGUGAUGGUCAGCGUUCCUGCACAUGGACAUCUCCAGGAGGGUGCAAAAUUGAUAAUGGAAAGCAGAUCUUUUGCAAUAGAUCUCUGAACAUGAAAAACAUAGUUGCUGUUGGGUUUGAUAUGGAUUACACUUUGGCACAGUAUAAACCGGAAACAUUUGAAUCUCUUGCAUAUGAAGGCACCAUAAAAAAACUGGUAUUUGAUUUGGGAUAUCCUCAAGAGCUAUUGCAAUGGGCAUUUGAUUGGAGCUACAUGGUCAGGGGUUUAGUUCUUGACAAGAAAAGAGGGAAUAUAUUGAAGAUGGACAGACACAAAUACGUCAAAGUUGCUUACCAUGGAUUUCGGGAAAUGUCAAAAGAGGACAAAGUUGCAACUUAUGGCAAUACUUUGCUACAAGAUUCAUUUGAUGAACCCGAUUAUGCACUUAUUGAUACUCUUUUUUCCCUGGCUGAAACAUACUUAUUUGCUCAACUUGUGGACUUCAAGGACAAUAAUCCGGGAAAAAUUCCUGAAGACUAUUCCCGAAUAUACAAGGAUGUUCGAGCAGCAGUAGAUAUGUGCCACCGUGAUGGGACCUUGAAGCAGAUGGUAGCCCAGGAUCCUAAGAAAUAUAUCACAGAGGAUGUUGCAAUUAUUCCCAUGCUCGAAAUGAUGAGAGAAUCCGGGCGUGCUGUUUUUUUGGUGACUAACAGUCUGUGGGACUAUACAAAUGUUGUAAUGAACUUUCUCUGUGGACCCAAAGCACCAGAUGCUUGCACUGCUGGCACAUUUGAAUGGCUUGAUUACUUUGACGUUGUCAUCACUGGCAGUGCAAAACCAGGCUUUUUCCAUGAUGAAAAUCGUGCUAAUAUUUUUGAGGUGGAGCCUAAAAGUGGGAUGCUGAUCAAUACUGAUAAUGGCACACCUAUGGCUCUGGUGGGAGGAACAACCAUAAGAUUGCCAACAAAGAGCUCAAAGGAGAACUGCAGAGUAUAUCAGGGAGGAAAUGUUGGUCAUUUGCACAAAUUGCUCAACGUUGAGUCUAGCUCACAGGUUCUUUAUGUUGGAGAUCACAUUUACGGUGAUAUUUUGCGCAGUAAAAAAGUUUUAGGUUGGAGAACAAUGCUAGUUGUUCCAGAGCUUGAAAGAGAGAUUGAAGUUCUUUGGGAACUUAAGGAUACACGGAAGCAACUUUUGUCGCUAAGGAAUGAUCGCGAUCGUGUUGAAAAUGAAAUACAUCGCCUGAAGUGGUCUCUCAUGUCCCAAGGGGAGGGUGAUGCAGCAAUGGUACCUUCUGAACUUAAUGAACUAGAGUCUCAGAGAGAGAAGGUCAGGCUUGCUCAUCAACAUGCUCAACGAGAAUAUCAUCAGAGGUUCCAUAAGGUCUGGGGACAACUCAUGAAGACCGGGUAUCAGAACUCUCGCUUUGCACAUCAGGUGGAGAGGUUUGCGUGUCUGUAUACGAGCCAUGUCACAAAUCUGAGCCUCUAUUCUCCGGGCAAAUACUACAGACCCAGCGAAGACUUUAUGCCCCAUGACUUUGGCAUCCUCUCAGUGUGAACAAAAUGGCUUUGCCCUCUAGAGACAUUUCAAGGAUGAGCUGAGUUGUAAAUUUGGAUGUGGCUGUGGAAAUGACCUUUUUUUACUUCUCAUUUGUGAACUUCAUUGAUUUGCUGCUUCUUUUUUUACUUCUUCUUGAGACAUAAGAAACUCAAAUUGGGUCCAACCCAAAAAAAGAAAAACUCAAAUUGGGUCAUCCUGUAUUGCAUGUGUUUGGUUAUCGUAUGGAGUAAAACAAACUGAUUGUCUUUAU
Molecule: messenger RNA, 2346 nt
Organism: Cuscuta campestris
Lineage: Eukaryota; Viridiplantae; Streptophyta; Magnoliopsida; Solanales; Convolvulaceae
Source: the annotation of a GenBank genome assembly